AAAAAGGAGAAAAGGAGAAAAUUGAAGUAGUGAGGAAAGUGAGGGGAGAUAUAGAGGGGCGGAAGGUGACGGCAGGAGGCGUGGCUGCAGAGGAAAAGAGAGAAAACUGGAUGCUACCCACACCCUGAGAUGCUGUGCUGGCUGAGGGAGGACGAGAUGUCGGUUCAGGAGCUGCUACAACGAGUGCAGUGUGUCAUCACACAUGUCGAUGAGAUCAUGCAGCAGGAGAUCAGGCCCCUGGUGGCUGUGGACAUCAUAGAGCAACUUCACCGCCAGUUUGCCUUGCUAUCAGGAGGGAGAGGGAAAGAUGGUGCCCCCAUCAUCAUUUUCCCAGAGUAUUCAGGCUUCAGUGAAGUGCCAGAGGAAGAUUUCCUCAAUGUCGUUACUUACCUGACCAGUAUCCCCAGCUUGGAUGCAGCCAGCAUCGGCUUCAUCAUCAUCAUCGACCGGCGAAAGGACAAAUGGAGCUCAGUGAAGGCCUCGUUAUCCAGGAUCGCUGGAGCAUUUCCAGGAAAUCUUCAGCUGGUGUUGGUUCUGCGGCCGUCCAGGUUCUUCCAGAGGGCAAUAGCGGACAUUGGGAUAAAGCUGCACAAGGAUGACUUUAAGAUGAAGAUUGUGAUGCUGAACUCUCUGUCGGACCUUCAUGGCUAUGUGGAUAAGAGCCAGCUGACCCGGGAAUUAGGAGGAAGCCUGGAAUACUGCCACAGUCAGUGGAUACACCAUCGAACUGCCAUAGAAAACUUUGCCUUGACAGUGAAAACCACGGCCCAGAUGCUGCAGAGGUUUGGGACGGACCUGUCAGAGACAGAACUUCCCAAUGACGUCCAGAGCACCAAAGACCUCCUCACAGCCCACACCGUCAAACACGACAACCUCAAGGAUGAAUUGAAGCUAGCGCUAAGGCAAGGUACCACCUUGUUUGGCUGCAUGAAGGAUCAGACAACCAGGUCAGAGAACCACGAACUCAGCCCAGAUGAGAUGGAGAACCAAACCACGGUGGAAAGGCUCCUGGCACAGCUAGAUGAGACAGACAAUGCUUUUGAGCAGUUCUGGUGUAAGCACCACCUGAAACUGGAGCAGUGCCUGCAGUUACGCCACUUCGAACAAGACUUCAGAGAGGUCAAGGUGUCUCUUGACAGUUUGAUUGACUCUCUAACCAGCCUAUCAGAAACAGGGGAUUGUGUUGCCAGAAUUGAACAGCUGCUGAAGGAACUGAAAAUACUGGAGGAGAAGGCUCAGUCAGCACUAGAGAAGUCCCAGCUUCAUGCGCUGCACGGUGACCAGCUGAUCCAGAGCAACCACUACGCUGUGGACUCCAUUCGACCCAAAUGUGUGGAGCUCCGGAGGGUCUGCGAUGACUUCAGCAACGAAGCUAAGAAAAAGACAGACGUCUUGUCAAAGUCCUUGCAGAUACACAUGGGCAUUGACAAGGUUAACCAGUGGUGUGAGUCUGGCAUUUACCUGCUGGCAUCCCAAGCUGUAGAUAAAUGUCAGUCACAGGAAGGGGCGGAGUCAGCUCUGAUUGACAUCGAGCACUUUCUGGAGUCAGCAGAAAAGGACCAGCUGACAGAGCUGAGGAACCUCCAUAACCAGUAUGAGCUUGUCCUGUCAGACAUUAUAAAGAGCAGCGUCCUGAAGGCCCUAAAACGACUGGAGGACGUCAAAGAGAUGUUUGAGAAGCGACAUGUUAGUCUGAAGAGACUUUCAGCAAAACAGACAAGGCCCAUUCAACCGGUCGCUCCACGGCCAGAGUCGUCUCCCAAACGGCCUUCAGCGAAGAACCCCCCCAGGAACACUGGCGGCCAGCAGCCUCUUGCACGCAGAGCUUCUGAUAACUCCAACAGUGGAAGGCAGCCAUCUGAAGCUGAUCCCAACAAGAAGAAGAACAUCAGCAAGGCCAAGGGAGGCAUCAAGAUUGAGGUGAUGCACGAGGAGAGCCAGGGAGGCUCCACCCAUGUCGUUGUGUCAAACGAGACCGAGGAGAGUCUGUCCAACAGGCGCAGACACAUCAUGACUGAGCUAAUUGAAACAGAGAGGAUAUAUGUGGACGAGCUGCAAAGCAUAAUGGAGGGUUAUUUUGCUGAGCUGAAUAACUCAGAGCUCAGCCACCUCAUCCCCCCAUCACUGGAGAACAAAAGGGAUGUGCUGUUUGGAAACCUGCCGGAUAUUUAUGAGUUUCACAACAAGACAUUUCGAAUGGAGCUGGAAAACUGUGCAGAGAAACCAGAACUGGUGGGAACCUGUUUUCUGAAAAGAAAAGAAGAGCUUCAGGUGUAUGAAAAGUACUGCCAAAAUAAGCCUCGCUCAGAAGUGCUGUGGAGACAGUGUGGAGACAGCCUUUUCUUUCAGGAAUGUCAAAAGAAACUAGACCAUAAAUUGUCUCUGGAUGCCUACCUGUUGAAGCCUGUUCAGAGGAUCACCAAAUACCAACUCAUGCUGAAGGAGAUGUUAAAAUGCAGUAAGGGUGAAGGGAUGGCUGAGCUGGAGGAGGCUUUAGGCACCAUGCUGGACAUCAUCAAGUCUGUCAAUGACUCCAUGCAUCAAAUAGCCAUCACUGGUUUUCAGGGAAACCUGAGUGAACUCGGAAAGCUGCUGAUGCAGGGAUCCUUUAACGUGUGGACUGACCACAAGAGAGGCCACAGCAAGGUUAAGGACCUGGCCAGAUUUAAGCCCAUGCAGAGGCACCUGUUUCUGUACGACAAGAUGCUGCUUUUCUGUAAGAAACGAGAGGAAACCGCAGAGGGCCACGAGAAGACUCCAACCUACAGCUUCAAACACUCUCUCAAGAUGAGUGCUGUGGGGAUAACGGAGAAUGUCAAAGGUGACAACAAAAAGUUUGAGGUGUGGUACAACGCCAGAGAAGAAGUUUACAUCAUCCAGGCUCCCUCCAUAGAUGUGAAAAAUAUGUGGGUGUCAGAGAUCCGUAAAGUUCUCACCGGCCAGUUACAAGCCUGCAGAGAAGCCAGCCAGCUCAUAAGGGCGCCUAUAAGGAAUAUUAACAAGAUGGCACUGAGGCAGUCUGAUUCAUCGAGUCCAGAGUCUGGUUUCAGGAGGACCAACCCCAUUUCCAGCCAAAAGAGAGUCGAUGCUUCAGGCAACUCUGCAGCUAAUGCUAGGAAGCAUUUUACCUUACAAGGACUUUCUAACAGGAGGAGUCUUCCAGCAGAUCCUGCUGCUAAGGAGGCAGACAUUCCCCGUCGCUUCUCGCUUACCUCCUCUCUUGCUUCCUCAUCCUCUUCUUUUGCCACGAGACGCACAAAAGGUCUUUCUGCUAGCAUUAAGAACAAGAGACAUGGGAUAAAGAGUGAUCCCACUCCAUUUGGUUAUGAAGAUACUUUGCGUGGCGCAGCUACAGCCCGGAAACGCGACAGCAUGACCUGCAGCACUGCUGCCGGCAGCACCACGGCCGUCCCCAGAUCCACAUCCCAACCAGGCUGGACCCAGAAACGUCUUCCUUCCAUGGACACAGAGGACUUUGAGACAAUUCCCUCCAGCGCAGAAGAGUCCCAAAACUCUUCAGAGGAGGAAGGCAACAAUAAAAACGGUGACAGCAGCCGCUACAGGGUGCAGAUGACCUAUGCAUCUUGUGAAGUAAGGGACCUCUCUCUGGGGACUGGUGACCUGGUCCAGUUCCUGGAGGAAGCAGAAAAUGGAAACUGAGACCUUCAACGAUCCCAAAACCCUCCGACUCAGAAGAAAAGAAGCCAGUAAAUGUGAUGAUACGUCUCAGGACAGUAAAUAAACAUGGCAGACGUUCUUGGUCAUGUGACUCAAAACUGAGUUUGGUGGCUCUAAAUGUGGAUGAGAGCUGUAGACUCAGUUUUUUUUUAUCGUGGUUCUUAUUGGUGGACUACAAACAUGGCUUUGAGUUGCAGAUUUUCAUGCCUGACUCUUGUUUCUCAGCAAGGACUCUGGAAAAAGCUGCAGCUUCUACAGACUUGAACACAACAGAUGUUUAGCAGCUGUUAUACAGAACAGAUGCACGGAUGCAGAUACAGGAACUUUACAUUCAGAACUGAAUACAUUCACAUGUACAACUUUUCUCUGAUCUGGAUAGUUGGGGGAAUGAUGUUAGCAGAAUUCUUUCAGAUCAGGUCUUUGGCCUUGUUUCAUUUUAUUAGAAGUAAAAAAUAAAACGUGCUUCUGGACAGAUCUGUACAUGGUCAUGUUGACAUGUUAAAACAUCUGUGGCUAGAUGGUCCAAAAAUCUCCAGAGUUAUCUACAGUUAUUCCUGAUGAAUAAUGUGAAUGUUACCUGACAGAAAACAGCCCACGGAAGCACAGUUUACAGGUGAACGUACCUGUGACACAUUUCCUGGUGAAACAUGUCAGCUGUGUCAUCUUUAAAGGCUGAAUACAAACAUCUCGUAGUAACAGCAGUUUCCACAAGUUUCAUUUCUCACUCCCAGUAAACCGCUCACAUCUGGAUUACAUCAGAUGUACGGGCUCCUCAGAAGGUUCUCAAACCCUUUUCCUUUUCGCACACUUCCAUGUUUUGAUGUUAAAUUCACUUACAAUAAAGUUUCCUGUAGCUGCCAAUGUGCAGAGUUUACGCAGGUGCCAUUCUAUUAGCGUAACACCAUCACUGCAGCAGCUGCAGGCCAUUACUGGUUCUACUUCCUGUAAUAUGUCAGCGCACUGAGGAAACAACUUGAUUAACUUUGUACUGUAUGUGGUGGUAAAACAUAUCCUGUCUGGUAUGCAGGUAUAACCUAACCCAACACUUUUUUUUAGCUUGCAAGAAUGUGGUCGCGUGUCUAAAGUUUGUGGGUUUUUUGUUUGUUUUCUUUCUUCUGCACAAACACAGUUUUGGCUCCAUUUUGUUAAAGUAACGAAAAAUAAAAUAGAGAAAUGUUACUCAUUUUUUAACUCAUUCUGGCUUUGAAUUAUAAAGUCACCUGUUUCUUUGCACAAAGUAUUUUAUAGAUAUAUUUUUUUUAUCUUUGUACUGGUUUGAUUUAAUCCCAGUGAUCUGAUUUUAACCUUUAAAUGUUGAGUUGAUUCUGGAUAUUCCAGCUUUCAUCUGUAUGCCGUCGUUAUUCCCAUCAUUUUAUUCAUGACAUUCUGAUUUUAUUCUAACAAACUGAUUUCACUCACAAAAUCAUGAAAACAUGAAAAAAAACUGUUCUUUUUCCUUCAGCUGGCCCUAAGACUCAGUUACAGCAAAGAGUUUGAAGGUUUGAUCUGUCUGCAUUCAUUAUUAGAGCCAUUAUUUAACUUUUCAUUCUGCGUUAUCAAGUGUAGCUUAUUGGAAAUUAUGGCAGUUUUAUUUAAUUAUUUAAAAUAAAAUCUACUUCUGGUGUACCCUGCCUCUCACCCGGUAGCAGCUGGGAUAGGCUCCAGGCUGCACCGUCCAUCCAAGGCUGCACUUUCUGAGCAGUUCUGUGCUCAUCUGUACAGACUGUAAAAUGACUCAGCAGAAAGACUUUUGGAGGUCAGAGAUCUAGCGAUAUGGUCUGUUUUCUACAUGGAAGGAAUCAGAAAGUCUAUGAUGAUUGCUACUAAUCGCUUUUGUCACUGAGGGGAAUAAUCCAGCAUUUUUUUUUAGUCAGCACUUUUUUCCUUCUUAACAUCUGGGUGCAUUUUCCAAGUCUGCACAGCUGGUUGCUCCAGUUUUCUGCAUGCCAGACAGAAUAUUAUGCUGCCUGUUUGCAGAACUGGAUUUUCCAGAAGCAGCUUUCUUUUCUAUCCAGAAACAAGUUGAUGAUCGUGGUGAGACCUGCGAGUACAGGGAGGUCGUAACACCAGAAAUCAUGAUAAGCUAAACAAUCCAGCUGAGCUAAACUGCUGAGUCACAGCAAUAACCCCGGUUUCAAUAUUUGAAAAUAUGUUAAUUCAAUGCGGCAAACUUAAUAAAGUUCCCAUUUAGGGGUUAAUUAAGUAUUAUUCUGUUAAAAGUCUGUUCUGUAAAGUGCAAUCUGUUAGACGUAAUUGGCCCAUUUGACAUAUACUAACUAAGACAUUUAAUAUUCAUGUUUUAAAGUCAGAUUAUUGUCCAUUAAUAAUCAAAUCAUUUCCAAAAGGAACUACUCAUGAGAAAUAAACCAUUUGUGUUAUUAUUUACACAGCACACAAAAGAAGGCCCAUUCUGAAGGAAAUGAAUCCUUUCUGUUUCAGGAAACAGAAGUAUAACCACGAUUUGUUCUCUUUCUUCACAUAAGCAAUCAUGGGAGCAUUUACGCUCGUUUUUGUUACGUGUAAAUUAAUAUCAGUAUAAGUUUAAUACUGAAUCGCGAGUUUUACGUCAAACUGCUGUAUUUUUGGCCACCGUCACAGAUUUCUGUGGAUUUCUAUCACUGACAGAGCAGCGCUGUAUGUAAAUAGCUUCAGGAUAUUAGAUUUCUUUUAUUUCAAGUUUGCAUGUGAGAUACCUAAAACGGAAAGAAGAAACCAGAAAGUAUGAAAACGUGAAGUAUUCACCUGCUACUGUAAGAAUCCUACAAUAACUCAGACCUUCACAUGGAUGGAUGGAUGGAUGGAUGGAUGGAUGGAUGGAUGGAUGGAUGGACUGGUGGGCUGGGAGGGAGUAGAUGGAUAAUAAACAGGCUGAUGGUUGCUAGAAGGGUGGAUGACAGAUGGAUAUUUUGACACUGUAUUAACACUCAUGAGAAAGGAUAUAUAUAUAUAUUCAGAUUAGAAAUAAAUAGUCUUAAAUGUGAUUUAUAUUUUAUUUGUCCAAUGUUAAACUAAAAUGUAUAUUUGUAAUGAGAACAUUCUGUUCUGUAUCAUCUGCAAGUUAAUGGCUAUUCAACCACAUUAUUGAAUGUAUCUGGUUUGUAUAUUGUUUCUGCCAUCAUGAUGUACAUAAUGCUUUAUUGUAAUUAUACCGUCUGCAUUUACGAUAUGAAUGUCAUCACUGAUUCUUUUGUAUUUAUAGACUUUUCUAUCUUUCCAAACGUAAGGAUACCGGCAAACAUAAUGACAUGUGACAUGCUAAUAACACGAUAAAUAAAAGCCAACUAGUUGAUCUUU
Molecule: messenger RNA, 6972 nt
Organism: Melanotaenia boesemani (Boeseman's rainbowfish)
Lineage: Eukaryota; Metazoa; Chordata; Actinopteri; Atheriniformes; Melanotaeniidae
Gene: mcf2l2
Product: MCF.2 cell line derived transforming sequence-like 2
Exons: 34
Coding region: 130-3660 (1176 amino acids)
Biological process (GO): intracellular signal transduction
Cellular component (GO): cytoplasm
Molecular function (GO): guanyl-nucleotide exchange factor activity
Source: RefSeq, a predicted model, not a curated record